This is a messenger RNA of Caenorhabditis auriculariae, 950 nucleotides long. The record is from the annotation of a GenBank genome assembly. NCBI's taxonomy places the organism in Eukaryota, Metazoa, Nematoda, Chromadorea, Rhabditida, Rhabditidae.
AUGCGAACGAAUUUGGUAAUUUUACUCUUUACAAUAUUUGUUGCUGUUUGUCGGCCAGCAGAACCGGAAAAGCCGUGUCCUCCGUUGAAAAGAGGUCAGUUAUUUCAAAGUCAGCUACAGUUCUUUUUCCAAAAACUCUCACUCAAAUUGAAGUUAGGAAAUUUCAAAUUAUUUUCACCGAAAAAGCUGUUUCGAGACAUUUAUUGUUGCUUUUCAAAGUCUUUCAAUUUAGGUUCGUGUUGCAACGCGCCGAUUCACGUUGGCUGCCGGUUACCACGCCAGUGCUACAAAUACAUAAUUGCCAAUUGUCCUGAUAGGAAAAUUGCGGUUUAUUCUCGCAAAAUCGGGAAAGACCGCAGGUUUUCGCCUAGGAAGCAGCUGGUGAGUGUCAUUUGUUUAAUGGAGAAAAGUAAUUAACUGCUGCUAGCUGAUGUUGAAAAAUGCAGGGAAAGUGCGGAACAGCCGAAGUGAACUACCAGCCGUGCACUUCGAAAUCAAUCGCCAAUAAACUCUUUCUCUCAUGCUGCCAACUUUAUGUUCCAGACAGCUGCCAUCACAUGUGUGUGUAUGAGACCGAUCAAAUGGUUACAAGAAAUAUGGUUCGAUUUUUUGGGAGAAAAUGUUGGAAAACUUCAUUUUUAGUUGAUUAACUUAACGAAAGACGGUCAAUGCAGCAUAAAACACCUCUCCUCCAUUUUAUAUUGCGCAAGUCAAAACAGAGACAACCGCAAAUGUUGUCUUGACUUGGAUCUCAAUGCACCUCAACUCCAGGUUAAUAUUUCAACCAGAAAUCUUGAAUAACCGUUUUUUGACAGGUUGGUUCCCGUUGUCUUCGGAUGUGCGACCCUUCAGGAACCAGUAUUGAUAGAAUAACCAAAGAAGAUGUUACUUGUCUGUACAACUGGAACGUUAUCAUGUAUUGCCAUCACGCUGGAAUACGGGAAAUGUAA